CCGUCAGUUGUUUUUGAGUGAUGGCGCUGCUUAAAUUCUUUACAAUGAUCAGAUAAAACGAGAAAACCGCAGUGGUUUAUCGAAGCGGAGGGAGUCUUUUAUUUGUGACGAUAAGCCUUUAUUGUUUAAAAAGUUGUGGAGCUGUUACCAUGUCUGUGCCUCCAGAAAUACCUUCCGAGUUGAAGAGAUUAAUUGGAAGUCAUCUGUUGAGGAUGGGCAUUCAGAGGAAAAUCCGUGAGGUUCUGUCUGAAGCUGUAAAGAAUGAUCCAGAUCCCACAGAAGCGGUUCUUUCUGAGACUACCAUCCUCCAGGCCCUGCAGCACAAGGGCAUCGUGGAUGAAGUGAUGAGGGAUUUGCACUUUACUAAGGAAGCACCAGCAGAUCCACAACCAGCCUCUCUUUCAAAACCUUCUCCCUACAUGGUUGACGAAGAUCAGAACCAGCUGAAGAAAACCCAUAUUGACCCAUCCAGACAGUACCUUUAUCUUGGAGUUCUUGGGGGUAAAGCCUUUCUGGAACACUUUCAGGAACCAGAGCCAUUACCAGGCCAGGUGUGUUCUACAUUUACACUCUACCUGCACUUCCGCAACCAGAGGUUUUGCUCAAAGCCGGUACCAUGUGCCUGUGAACCCGACCUGAAGGAUGGCUUCCUGUUAGAGCUCCACCGAGACGGCAUAGUCAAUGGUGCAGCAGAGGGCGGGAAGAUGGUGGAUGCUACUGCCAUGCUGUCUAUAUGUGACCCGGUGCACUUGGUGUUAAUCAGGACGGACAUGUCCAGUGAGACAACGCUGGUCUCAUCCUAUUUCCUGGACUGGAGGAAGGUCCUCAGCUCGCCCAGCGGGAAGACCUGCUUUGCUGUGGAGCUGAUGGGAGUUGGAAGUGAAUGUAAAGUCGCAGCUGGUGUUUUGACUGUCAGUCUGGAGCUGUACCCGCCCCUCACAGCGACUCUGAGCGAUGACAUCAUCACCACACAGCAAACGCUGGAGCGGCGGAGAGCAGCAGAGAAGGAGAGACAUUUCUUAGGUUACGCCAAACAGUGGUGGAGGGAGUUCCUCGACAUUCGUCCAUCACACCAGCACAGAAUGGUCAAGAUCUUUGCGCAGGAUGAGAAUGGUGUCAGCAGGCCAGUGUGCUCGUAUGUGCGCGUUCUCCGAGCCGGCCGAAUCCUCGAGAGCCCGCGACAGGCAGCUCGCUUUGUCAGCCUGCUGGCCCACGAGAAGGCCCCGGUGGUGGGAGGCGGCGGUAGACAGGAGCAGUGGAGCACAGUCAUGGCUUUCCUCUCCAGAGGCAAGGGUGACUGUGAAGACCACGCCACCCUGCUGUGCAGCCUGCUGCUGGGCUUCGGCCUGGAUGCGUACGUGUGCGUGGGCACCAAAGCCAGAGUGGGGCCGCACACCUGGGUGUUGACCCGCAGCACUGACGGAAGCAUCACCUUCUGGGAGAGUCUGACAGCACACAGAUACCUGCACCAGCUAAUGGACCCAGAUGCUCCUCCCCUGUCACCCCAGCCCAAACCGUCAUCCCCCUACCGCACUGUUGGCUGUGUCUUCAACCAUCAGACCUUCCUCGCCAACUGUCAACCCUCUGAUGCUGUGGAGCUCUGUGUCUUUGACUUCCAGAAUCCGUCUCGAUGGAAACAGAUGAGCGAAGAGGCUAUAAGGUGUGUUUGCGCCCCGGGCUCCAUCACCUCGCUGCCUCCUCUGCCGCCGCUCUGUGCACCGUCUCUGGAUCCGGCUGCUGCCAGCAACCAGCUAGAGCUGGAGAUGCGCUCCCUGGUCUCUGAGCACCGGAAGGACCUGGAGCUGUCCACAGUCUGGGACGACCAUCUGUGCUACCUGUUAUCCUCUGCGCUGUCGGUGUACGAGCUGGAACGCUGCACUGGAAUCUCCUGUGGUAACGAGGAGUUCCAGGAUGCUGUGAGGAGGGCGGUGCCAGACGGACACACCUUUAAAGGCUUCCCCAUCCACUUUCUGCACCGGAAUGCCCGUAGAGCCUUUGCCACCUGCCUCAGGAAUGCGUUUUUUGAGGAGAUCGUGCGUUGUCGUGGAGACCAUGUGAGGCUGGCGGUCCGUGCUCGUGUGUUUGUCUACCCCGAGAACACAUGCGCAGUGUGGUUUAUGUUUGCGUCUAAAUAUCGCUCUGUGCUCUGACCGCUAGACGCAAGGUGACAAUUUGACACGGACUCUGAUCAACGCUCCACGUUGUCUGGAUGAUGUCACAGGUGUGGUGGCCGUCGCCUUUCUGUCCUUAUCUUUUUGUCGCUUGUGUUUAGCUUGUUCAUGCCACUUAAUUUCUUUCUUCCUUUUUCAUUUUAUUUUACUGAUCUCUUCCUUUCCUGGAAAGUUUAACUCCUAUUACUUUCCUGUGGUCAUAAGCCCAUCUCUGAUUUACCCCCCCUCCCCCAAAAGUAAAAAAAAAUGUGUUCUGUUAAAGGUCAGCAACAAUGAUUUCAUUCAUUCUGCAUAGUUGAUGUUAUGUACUGUAGUGUUCAGAAUAAUAGUAGUGCUAUGUGACUAAAAAGAUUAAUCCAGGUUUUGAGU
This is a messenger RNA of Thalassophryne amazonica, 2540 nucleotides long. It is a transcript of the gene cep76, whose product is annotated as centrosomal protein 76. The transcript is spliced from 13 exons. Bases 150 to 2150 code for a protein of 666 amino acids. NCBI's taxonomy places the organism in Eukaryota, Metazoa, Chordata, Actinopteri, Batrachoidiformes, Batrachoididae. The record is from RefSeq and is a predicted model, not a curated record.